CAUUAUAGCCAUCUGUUUACUUUUCUAUCUUUGUUUAGUAAACUGAUUGAAGAUUCCGUGAGAGAAUAUGGCUGAAUGUUUAAGUAUAGAUGUUAAAGAAGAUGAUAUUGGCACUAACGAGGCACAUAGUAGAGCAUAUCGCUUCGAUCCAAAGGUUAGCAACUUGGAAAGAAUCUUCCUUAUCGCCAACUUCAUUCUAGAGCUUCCAUCAGCUGCUUUUGAUCAGCUAUCGUCAGUGCAUAAGCCCCAAUAUGCACUCCUAAGUAUGCUAUUAUCUUUCACCAUCUUGAUCAUUUCUAUCUGUGAUCUUGUUUACAAGGGUCAAAAAGGAGGAGUAACUUGGAUGAAGAAAGGGUGGAUACCUUGGCUUUAUUAUCCAUACCAAAAUUCCAAGCCUUUUGGAACAUUUCCUGACAUAGUUGGAUUACUUUGUGCCAUCUUUCAGUCCAUUUUUGCAUCAUUGUCAUAUGCCUUGUUGUGUCGACAGGUUAAUAAUCCUAUCAAAGUGUCUGUUUUCCCUAUUAUCUUUGCUUCUGGUCUAUUGUAUUCUAGACUGCUAGGAUUUUCUCCACAAAAGAGGUCAACCCCACAUGUAAGAAGGUUGAGUAGAGCAGUAGAAUUUACUCUGCCUGACCUCGCUGCUGCAACCAAUGAUUUUUCAUUACAGAACAAGAUUGGUGUUGGGAGUUUUGGUGUUGUUUAUAGAGGGAAACUAGCAGAUGGUAGUGAAGUGGUGGUAAAGAGAGGGGAGAGAGGUGAAGAAAGGAAGUUUUCUGAAGAGGAACACAGGGCUUUUGAAUCUGAAUUGGAAUUCUUGUCAAGGCUUCACCACAAACAUUUAAUUAGGCUUAUUGGGUAUUAUGAAGAUGAGAAUUACUGGCUUUUAGUUUAUGAGUUCAUGAAGCUUGGAACCCUAUAUCAGCAGUUACAUGACAAGAACAUAAAUGAAAAGAAUAAUAGUGUGAUCAAUUCUUGGAAAAUGAGGAUCAAGAUUGCCUUAGAUGCUGCUAGAGGAAUUGAAUAUCUUCACAAUUAUGCAGUGCCACCGGUUAUUCACAGACAAAUAAAGUCUUCUAAUAUCUUGAUCGAUGCAAAUUGGACAGCAAGAGUUGCAGAAUUUGCAUUCUCAUUGAAGGCUCCAGAAUCAGAACAUGGUUACAGGACAUUAAGUGCAGUAGGAACAGUUGGGUAUAUCGAUCCUGAGAACUAUAGUCGAAAUGUAUUAACCGCAAAAAGUGAUGUGUAUAGUUUUGGUGUGGUAUUAUUAGAACUUCUGACAGGAAAGAGAGCUAUAUUCCAGGAUGACGAUAGUGGAGGAAGUGUCGUGGAUUUUGCAGUGCCCAAAAUUAUGUCUGGCGAAUUUGUUAGGGCUUUAGACCCUAGGGUUAGUCAGCCAGAGCUUAGUGAAGCAGAGGCAGUAGAGAUGGUGGCAUAUACUGCACUUCAUUGUGUGAAUUUGGAAGGGAGAGAGAGGCCAAAAAUGAUUGAUGUAGUAGCUAAUUUGGAGCGAAGUUUGUCUAUAUGUGAUGCUAGUAGAGAUAAUGAUCAGUAAUCUGACACAGGGUAGGAGUAGAUUUCUCUUAUGGUUGAUCAGAUGUGGUAGAGGAGUAAAUUGACCAGUAAAAUCAAUUAGAGGUAUCAGAUAGGUAAUGAAGCUAAUGGGUUGACAGAAGUUUCUUCCAUAUAUAGUACAAAGUUUUCCAUUUUUGUUGGUGAGUUUCAGUUUCCCUUUCAA
Ricinus communis (castor bean) is the source of this 1735-nucleotide messenger RNA. Its product is annotated as putative serine/threonine-protein kinase-like protein CCR3. The record is from RefSeq and is a predicted model, not a curated record. NCBI's taxonomy places the organism in Eukaryota, Viridiplantae, Streptophyta, Magnoliopsida, Malpighiales, Euphorbiaceae. Gene Ontology annotation, biological process: protein phosphorylation. The transcript is spliced from 2 exons. The coding region runs from base 68 to 1552 and encodes 494 amino acids. Gene Ontology annotation, molecular function: ATP binding; protein serine/threonine kinase activity.